AGCCAUUUCUGCUGAGAUGGUUGUUCCCUAGGACGAGCAGCACUCCUCCAGACCUGCCCUCCUUCCCUAUCUUUUUUCAGAACUUCCAGCCCCCAAAGCAAAGACACCCCUCUGCCAGGACGUCCUCCCAAGUUCUUGCCAGGAUGCGGCCGGACUCCUCAACUUCUCUCGCCACUCCUGCAGAGCUAAGCACUUUCAAUGCGGGCUCAGGAACGGCGCUGCACGUCCGAGCCGUACUGGAAGGACCCGGCCCCCCGUCGCCCUGACCACCUCCGACGGCGGGGGCGGCUCGCCUGCGGCCCGGGCCCGGAGCCCCGCUCCGCCUUAACUCCCGCUGCGGAAGCCCGCCUCGCCGCCACCCCGAGCUCGCUCCCGGGGCCUUCACCCUGGCCUCGGCCCGCCAGGCCGGGGCUCUCGGCCGCCGCACCGAGAAGCUCUGGAGGCCGCGCGUUCCCCUUGCAGGCCCAGCCUGGGCCUCUCUCGGCUCCGCUCCCCACACCGCACGCUCUGCCCGGCCGCGCUCUCUCCGGGCAGCUCCGACAGCUCGAGCGCAGGGCCCCGCACUUACUCGGGAAGCCACAGGAAAAGAAACUAAGAUACUAAAGAAAGCCCCCAAGGGAGAUUGGAAGCAUGAACUCAUUCCCAUUGACCAUUUCUUGAAUACCUGGAGCUUCUGUUGCUAUCUCAACUCUCAGAUCGGCCCAGCCAGUAAACUAAGAUGCUUGGACAUCAAGGACCAGCAAGCUCAGGCCACUUUAUCCCUUCGUUGGUUUGCUGAGCUUGUUCGGAGCCGGGCAUUGGGAGCGUAGGAGCUGGCAGAGUCCUCUUCGUAAGUGCCUAGCUUUUUCUGUAAACAUUUUGGUCUAGGCUACGACCUUGAAGCCACGUGUGAAGGAGCUGAGAAAGUCUCAGGCCAAAAGGCAAGAGCUUCAAAAAGAAAUAGCCAGUUACUCUCCCAACCCCGCAAGCAUAAAUCUAGAGGGGAUCAUACAAAGAGUACAGAUUCUUGACCUGGGCUCCCAGCCACCAGCCUUCCGACCUUGUCCUUGAACCAGUCAGAGCUCCAGUUCUCAGCCCAUGGUGGACUAAGGCAGUCUUCAAGCACCUGCUAAUUUUUAAUUUGGAGGGGGUGGGCAUGGACACAUGUGCACAUAGCAUGAAAGCCAGAGGCCAACUCAAGGGUCUUCCACUUUGCCUUUUUGAGACUUGUCCUCUCACUGGCUUGGGGCUCGCCAAGGAGGGUAGGCUGGCUGGCCAGCAGCCACCCGCCCUUCCAGUGCUAGGAUUACACAUGCGCACUACCACCCCUGUCUUUUUUUUUUUUUUUUUAACGUGGCUCCUGGAGGGAGAUUGAACUCAGGUCCUCCUGCUUGUGCAAAUGAGCACUUUACCCAACUGAGCUAUGUUCCUCAGUCCUAGUUUUUUAAAUUUCACUUUUAUUAUUUGGAUUAAGUAGGACUGCCCUUCACCUUUGCAAAAUUUAAACAAAUCUUAGACACAACAAAGCACUACUUGGUUCCAAGUUAAUCCCAGCUGAGCACAUAUCCUGGUUUGGCAGACACUGCCAGCUGCAUAGGAGGUGGGCAGAAGUCCCAGGAAAUGUCUGGAUACCACACAGCUAUGGAUGAACUGUCAACUGCUGGAGAUUGCUUUGCAAAUUGCCACAUCCUAAUGGAUCCGACAAAACGAUAUUUCAAAAGCGCAAUUAACACUGAUUCUUAGUAUAUUUGGAACCAAAAGGCAUUGGGGGUGGGGGCGGGCAUCUGGCUCAGCAGAAGAGUAUCCCUUCCAUCUGGGUUGAACAGUCCAAGGUGAAGGAGCUUAGAAACUACACUCCUCCUGGGCCCCCUUUCCCUGCCAUAUCCUGGUUUUUCUGAAACUCCAGGCAUAACUCUCAUUCCCCCAUUUCAUCUAAUUGGCUCUACUUCCCUUGCUUUGUUAAACUUCCAUCCAUACACUGAUGUAAGCCAUCCUCCCCCAUGUACCGGGUACAGAGGAUACACCUGGCUUAUAUCUGUUCACAAGUGAUUGGUAUAAAAUAUAUAUGAAAUACAUAUGGUGGUAGUAGUAGUGAUGUUGGUGAUGGAUGUAAUCUUGUUUCUGUAAGGCCACAGACCAACUGUCAUAUUUCUAAUAAUGGGUAUUGAUAGACCAGAGUAGAAUCAUCUCGAUAGCAUAAUAAUCCUGUAGUUUCAUGGGAACUGGCACUCAUGAGUCAGUCAAGACAACCCUUCCUUGUUCAUACAAAAGCCACCAUAUUGAAAUCUCUUCCAGAUUAGGAGCUGUGGCUCCAGACAGUCAGUGUCAGUGGGGAAAUACAUACAUACAUAUAUGUGCAGACAUAUAUGCACAUACAUAUCUACAUAUUUACAGAUAUCAAAACAGUAAACUGGGGAGUGACUGUGAUAGGAAAGUCGGUGAUAAAAAAUAAUUCUAGACAACUCCACAUUAGACAGGAGAACCCAGAGGGCAAGUCAGAGAACAAGGGACACAGGGACAUUCAGAAGGACAUAGAGUCCCAGAUAGUGGCACACAGCAAAAAUGAGAAAGUAAUCAUGUCUCCUGGUUCUACCACAUUCCAGAUCAGUCCGAGUUAAACGUCAUUCAGUGUCAAAAAGAUAAUAGAUGUCCUUGUAGUGUUGAAAUCAAGUUGAACCAUGUCAUGCCCCAGGGUAACCUGUGGGGGUUGGUUCUCUCCUUCUACCUAGUGGGUCCGGAGGAUUGAACUCAGGUCACCAAGUUUGGCAGCAAGCACCUUUACCAAUGAGUCCUGCUGCCAAGACACAAAUGCACAUUUCUGUAGACUUUAUCAUGCUUACAAGUUUUUUAAAAUAUUCCUUGGGGAGAGAGGGUGGG
Apodemus sylvaticus (European woodmouse) is the source of this 2856-nucleotide messenger RNA. RefSeq names its product sterile alpha motif domain-containing protein 1-like. The record is from RefSeq and is a predicted model, not a curated record. The transcript is spliced from 3 exons. Bases 199 to 603 code for a protein of 134 amino acids. Lineage: Eukaryota; Metazoa; Chordata; Mammalia; Rodentia; Muridae.